Messenger RNA from Saccostrea cuccullata (small rock oyster), 4060 nucleotides. RefSeq lists its product as uncharacterized. Gene Ontology annotation, molecular function: flavin adenine dinucleotide binding; choline dehydrogenase activity. Lineage: Eukaryota; Metazoa; Mollusca; Bivalvia; Ostreida; Ostreidae. The coding region runs from base 304 to 3882 and encodes 1192 amino acids. The record is from RefSeq and is a predicted model, not a curated record. The transcript is spliced from 6 exons. Gene Ontology annotation, cellular component: mitochondrial inner membrane.
UCCCUUUCUGGUCACUCUGUCCACACAUGUCAUUUAAAUAUCAGCAAGGUCAAAUUUGUUUUUAUCCCCACAUAAAACUGGUACCGGUCAUAUCAAGCAUGUGUGCUACAUAUCAAUCCUACAAAGUUCUGACGGGACUGAUUAUCUUAUCAGGAGCACUAUAUGUCCCAAAUAAUGAGCAUCUGAUUCACAUUCUUUUAUAAGGGAAAAACAUUAAAGAUGUGAUCAGGUGUCAUCAAAUGCACUCCAUUCUGUGUACCUUGACUGUUUAUGUGAAGAGAGGGAAAGGACAAAAGUGAGGACAUGUUUGUCAGGAGUACACUGUGCAGACUUUUGACCAGUUCCUCUCAGAGAUUUACACAUUCCAGGUGUGUCCACUCAAUACUGACCGGGAGGGAGCAAUCACGCAAAAAAUACAAUGCACCCAGACCAAAGACGAAGGGAGAUUUCAUCUCUAGAUCCUCCACUUUGUCCGAGGGAAGAGGAACAUUUAAAAAUGUCAAACUCCGGACCGAUAAAACAAAGAAGGCCUUGCUGGUCAUCUUUGACAAGGAUGGCACUCUCAUUGACUUUCAGUCACUGUGGAUACCCUGGACCAAGAAAUUUGUGGUCAGGCUUCAGGAGGCAGCAGGUCUGUCAGGGAUAGAGAACAAACUGUAUGACAUUCUGGGGUUCUGUACAAAACAGCAGAAAUUGGUACCAGGCAUGUUAGCUGAGGCUACUACACCUCAAAUUAAGGUUGAAAUGACAAAAAUGUUAGUAGCAGAAGGGAUGAAUGAAGCAGAUGUGAAGAAAAUUCUUGAACGUGUUUGGACAGAAGGAAACGUCAGAAACCCUGAGGAACUCAAAAAAAUAGGGGAACUAGAAACACUGUUCAAAAUUUUACAGAAAAAUAAUGUCAAAAUAGCCCUUAUCACAUCAGACAAUCGCAAGGGUACUGAUGAAUUACUAGAUGAACUUGGCCUCACAGAGUACUUUGAGUAUGUGAUUUGUGGGGAUGAUCCCGACUCAGAACCAAAGCCUUCUCCUUACAAUGCUCUCAAGAUCUGUGAGAAGUUAGGAGUAGACCCUGCAGACACAGUGAUGGUGGGGGACACCAAAACAGACAUGCUUCUAGGGAAGUCCGCCAAACUAGGGUGGAGUGUGGGGGUGCUAAGUGGGGUGGGGCAGACUGGGGACUUACUGCCCCACGCAGACCACAUUGUUGAGGACAUUGAGGACAUUCUACCACUGAUCAUGCCUUUUGAAGACUGGCAGAGUUCUUAUGCUUAUUCAUCAAAUAAAAGGCUCCUGGUAAAACCAAAAGAUCAUAACCGAAAUCCCACCAUAGAAAAAGCUCCAGUGGACCUGGUGAUAUUUGAUCUCCAUGGAACACUUAUCUGCAUUCAUAGAAAAUACCCAAAGUUUGUGGAGUUCUUUUGUUCAAGGUUGAAGAGUAUGACAGGCUUAGAGAUGAUGGAAAAGUUGACCAAGCUUCUGGGAUUAAAUCAAAAUUCAACCCGGAUGAUGCAUGGGGUGCUGACUGAGGGAACACCCUCUGAGGCCCGGGGGGUGGUUGUGGAGGCCUUAAGGAGGGAGGGAAUCUCCUAUCAGGAGGCAAUCAUACUAGUGAACCAAAUCUGGCAGGAAGGAGAAUUCAUCUUGAAGUCUGAGCCAACCCCGCUGUGUUCCAAUAUGGAGGAAAUGUUCAGAGAGCUUAAACAAAAGGGAGUGAAAAUUGCCAUCAACACAGGAGAACCAAGGGAAUUUGUUGUUUUGGACCUGUUGAAUCUGGGUCUGACUAAUUAUAUAGACAUGCUGAUUUGUGGAGAUGACCCUAUCUCUCAGCCUCGUCCCUCAGGUCACAACACUCUGCUGAUCUGUGAUGAGUUGCAUGUGAGUCCAGAAAAGGCCGUUGUUGUAGGCGAUUCUGUUGGAGAUCUUCAGAUGGGAGAGUCGGCAUUUGUGAUGAAGAGAAUAGGAGUGUUGUCAGGGAUAGGGACAGAGGAGGAACUAAAACCACAUGCUGACUGCCUUCUUCCCAGUAUAGAUGGCCUUAUUGAUGUAAUCCUCAAAGAAGAUAAACAAGCAACUGAACCUGGGCAACAAGAACAAGACAAAGAUAAGAAAACUUUAACUGGAAAUGUUACUGCUGCAGCUCCAGGUUCAUAUCAGCAUCAACCUCAUAGAAACUUUAGUACAUCUAGUCCUCAUUUGGCAAAGCUGGCUAAAAGUCAGAAAUAUGACUAUAUUAUAGUUGGAGCUGGCUCUGCUGGGUGUACACUGGCAAACCGCCUAACGAAAGAUCCCAACAAAAAGGUUCUCCUGCUAGAGGUAGGACCAAAAGACUUGUGGCACUGGGACUCCUGGAAGAUUUAUAUGCCUGCUGCUCUGAUGUACAAUCUCUGUGAUGACAAAUACAACUGGUACUACCACACUGAACCAGAGAAGGGCAUGAAUAACCGUGUCAUGUACUGGCCGCGAGGGAGAGUUUGGGGAGGGUCAUCUUCCCUCAAUGCCAUGGUUUACGUCCGAGGACAUGCCUUUGACUAUGACAGGUGGGAGAAAGAAGGGGCCAAAGGAUGGUCUUAUGCCAAUUGUUUACCAUAUUUUCGUAAAGCUCAAUGUCACAUCCUUGGAGCAAAUGACUAUCGAGGUAGUGAAGGCCCCCUUCAUGUUCUGCAGGGAAAGUCAAAGAACCCCCUACAUCAGGCUUUUAUUGAUGCUGGUGUGCAGGCUGGUUAUCCUAAGUCAGAGGACUUGAAUGGGUUCCAACAAGAAGGCUUUGGAUGGAUGGAUAUGACCAUUCACAAAGGUAAAAGAUGCAGUGCUGCAGCAGCCUAUUUACAUCCUGUUAAAAAGAGAUCUAACUUGAUCACAGAAAAUGGAGUUUUAGCCAGACAUAUCAUAUUUGAUGGUAAGAAAGCAGUGGGGAUUGAAUAUGGCAAGGGCUCUGAUGCUCAUAGCGUUUAUGGAGAAGAAAUCAUUCUUUGUGGUGGGGCAGUCAAUUCUCCACAGCUUCUGAUGCUUUCUGGGAUUGGAAAUGCUGAUGAUCUUCAUAAAUUAGACAUUCCAGUCAUUCAGCAUCUGCCAGGAGUUGGUGAGAAUCUCCAGGAUCAUGUAGAAGUGAUUUUACAACAAGAAUGCAAACAACCAAUCACACUUUAUAAAGCUCAGUGGAAGUAUCCUCAUGUGAUGAUUAAGAUUGGCUUGGAGUGGUUCCUCUGGCAGACAGGGGAUGGAGCAACCAAUCACUUUGAUACAGGAGCCUUCAUACGUAGCGAGGCUGGUAUUGAACAUCCUAAUGUUCAGUAUCAUUUUCUAGCUUCCAUAAUUAAUGAUCACGGAAGACAAUCUGGUGAUAGGCAUGCUUAUCAAGCACAUGUACAAAUCUUAAGGCCCACAAGCAGAGGGUUCAUCAAGCUGAAGUCCCCUGACCCCAAGCAACAUCCUAGGAUUGUGCCCAACUACUUAACAACUGAACAAGACAUCAAGCAGAUGAGAGACUGCAUUAAGUUGACUAGGGAACUUUUUCAACAGAAAGCAUUCGACCCUUAUAGAGGACCUGAACUAACGCCAGGGGAGAAUGUAAAAUCUGAUAAAGAAAUAGACGAAUUUAAUCGCAAUAUGAGUGAAACUGCCUAUCAUCCAUCCUGUACUUGUAAGAUGGGAGCUGAUUCUGACCCUAUGGCAGUGGUUGAUCCUGAGACUAUGAGGGUUUAUGGUGUGGAGGGACUAAGAGUGGUAGAUGCCUCCAUCAUGCCCAGUGUUGUCAGUGGAAAUCUGAAUGCUCCCACCAUCAUGAUUGCAGAAAAAGCAGCUGACAUUAUAAUAGGAAAUCCACCUCUUGCUCAAUCAAAUGCCUCUGUGUAUAAACCUAAUAGUCUAGCAACACAAAGAUGAAACUCUAUGACAAAUGCCAAGAUGAAAAAGACAUACAUGUACCAUAAAAUUCUUCAAACAGAACUUCAAGUAAUUUCAUUGUGCAUUUAAUUUUUUUGAUAGUCUCCAGGCAUAUCAACCAUAUUUCCUUACAAUAUCUAUCAUCAAUUCAUCAUUCAUUCAAACAUCUACCUGUCAC